Messenger RNA from Ilyonectria robusta, 1682 nucleotides. RefSeq lists its product as uncharacterized. Lineage: Eukaryota; Fungi; Ascomycota; Sordariomycetes; Hypocreales; Nectriaceae. The transcript has 2 exons. The record is from RefSeq and is a predicted model, not a curated record. Bases 67 to 1590 code for a protein of 507 amino acids.
GUGAUAAUACCUCACGCAUACUUUUCUGAAUCUCGAGUUCCAUUCAAUCCUGAGAAGCCCGCUUCCAUGAGCCUACGUUCUCUCCUGACUGCCUUCGUGGCGGUUUCGGCCGUCCCGCCAACGCUGGCUGAGCUCUCGACCCUUGAAGGGUUCGGGCCAAGCGCCGAAGUCGCUGCUCAGCGAGGUCCUCAAGUAUUCAACUCGGUGUACGAUGCACUAAGGAAAUGGGGAGCCGUCGUUCACCCAAAUGGCAUGUCCCUCUUCCUGGCCACGGUCCCCGAGGGUGUCAUGCUGCAUCAUGGCAAUAACCGCAACCAGACUCCCACCCAGCUCGAUUGGCUAGCCUACGAGAUUGAGCAUUCAGAGAUGUUCGCUCGUCCUCGAGGUCCUCCAGGAGGUUCCCCAGGAGGUCCCCCAGAUCACGAAGGAGCAUCAAACCACCACCACAAACGGGAAAAGGAUGAUCAGGCGCCUCUAUUCGACUACGGCGCCAUGCCACUCAAAGACGAAAGCGCAAGCGGCUGGCUGCACACUUAUCGAACCACGAGGCCGCUUCGCUUCCUCUACAUCGACGGCAUGAGUGGCAACAAGGGCAGUUCCGGUGUCAGCGAUACCCAAGACUUCCUUCUGCGUGGCGUGAGAGACGUCGACUCAGACUGGCCCCCGAGUCCCAAAGACGGCAAAUCGACGAGGGGACCUCCAGGCGAGCACCAACGCGCGCUGGAUCUUUGCCAGCUCUGCGCCGAAUGGGACCUACAGGGCGUUAUCCGAACCGAGAGCCCUGGCUUCGAGAUCAUCAAGUGCAACUUCUUUGACGGGCUGGAGCAGAUCCAGUCGCUGCAACGGUCGGGAACAAGCGGCAACCGUCCCCCAGGUCCGCCUCGAGGAGACAAGCCAGGAAAAUACGGUGGUCCUGGGAAGCCGAGGGGGCCAGGAGGACCUGGAGGACCUGGAGGAGGUGGAUGGCGCCGAGAUGAGGCAGAUCGGAAUCGCGAGGUUGGUUCCAGCCGCACCCUCUUGGACUACUCGUCCAUGGUCUCAGCCUAUUUCUUCCCGGUCAACAUCACAAAUCCUGACAGCAGCACACCGGAGCUUCCGCGGCUUGUGAAUACUACCCAGGCGGAGAUGGCUGUCGUCAAGGCGUAUCUGGCCAAGGUAGUCAAGGAGCGACACGAUGUCCCCAUCUCGUCCUUCAACUGGCGCGAUAUCGCAGACCUUGUCGUCCGCCGCUACGCCCCCAGACUUCCAGCCAUGGCUAACAAGACCGAGUCGGUGGACGACAUGGCUCAGCAGAUUCGGUUCCUGCUCGAGGUUUUCAUCGACUACUCUGUGGAAGAUGCUGAAACUCGCGACGCAGAGGCCCAGGAGCGCUGUGCGACCUUUUAUCUUCAAACGAUGCCAAUAGAGACGGACGCCGAUCGGUUCAUUUAUGCUGCGUUCAAGGCCGUCAAUGAGGAGAUUUGUGCUGCCCUCUUCAAGGUUCGAAGCCUCGUCGUCCUUGACCCAGAUGCCGGAGACGAGUUACUCGCAGAGGCCAAGUCUAUCGUGAAUUCACUGAUCAGUUAUUUGGCGUGGACAGUACUGGAAUAGUAUGUGUAUAGUAUCUGAUGCAAAGUUGUAGAUAUAAAUUCAAGGAAAUUCAGUAGCUAGUUGUGUUCAUAACUAAAGGUCUUCGAACUUCA